CAUCUACAUAACCUAAUUCGAUCUCAUUUCCUUACAACAUUCGCUAUAUAGUAUUAUUUCAGUCAAUAUGAGAACAGCUAGUAUCGUCGCUGUGCUUGCAUUAGCUGCGCAAGGUCUUGCCGCACCGAGUGGCGAGAAACGAAGCCUUGUAUUUUCACUCUCUUCUGAGCCCCGAGGGCAAGGUAUACGCAAAUCGUGGGUCGUGUCUCGUUGGCAAUGCCAUAACCUGGUCGAUGACGAGUUCGAUAAUCAGGCUUCUUGGGCCUUUGUCGACAAUGGACUUGCGAACGGCUGUACGCUUUUUGAUGAUGCAGCAUGCAAGGGAGAGAGCGUGAAUAUCGAGAAGAACAAUUCGAAUAUUUUGGGUCCCGGACCGGUCAAUCUUACUGAUGUCAACUUCGAUAAGAAAGCAAGUUCUUUUUCUUGCUACUAAAAGGAUGUACGAAGUACUCCUUCGCCACUAUUUUAAGAACGAUAACUGUAUAUACAGGCAUACAGUGGUGUCCAGAUUUUAGGCCUUUUCGGUAUAUACCAUUGUAAAAUCGAGAGACAGACAGUAGCACCUGACAUUUGUUAAGGAUGGAAACAAC
Messenger RNA from Aaosphaeria arxii CBS 175.79, 590 nucleotides. RefSeq lists its product as uncharacterized. NCBI's taxonomy places the organism in Eukaryota, Fungi, Ascomycota, Dothideomycetes, Pleosporales. The record is from RefSeq and is a predicted model, not a curated record. The transcript has 3 exons. The annotation marks the transcript as partial.